This is a messenger RNA of Diaporthe batatas, 1245 nucleotides long. RefSeq lists its product as uncharacterized. Bases 199 to 852 code for a protein of 217 amino acids. The record is from RefSeq and is a predicted model, not a curated record. The transcript is spliced from 3 exons. NCBI's taxonomy places the organism in Eukaryota, Fungi, Ascomycota, Sordariomycetes, Diaporthales, Diaporthaceae.
GCGGGGAGCUGGGCCGACAUGAUGUGCCAGUGGGCUGCGAAGCUGACCCCUGGAUUCGUUCAUAUUAAAAGACCAAUUCUCCUUUCACGUGCCAUCAUUGAUUCCUUCAUCUGUUCUUGCUCACCCUCCUUGUAUGUGUGCUGACCAGUGAAACACACAAUCGUAGCCGACCCUACCUCUCAAACUUCACCUCUCACAAUGGUCGCCCUCACAUGGAUCAUCAGCACAGCUGUCGCGGCUACAACCGCGCUGGCGAAUGAUUUCCCCGCCGCCGGAGUGUUCAUCGACCCAAUCCUCGCAAAGCGCCAGGACGAGACCCCAGGCUCCCCAUCAUACAACUGCCACGACAACUGCGGCCAGGCAAUAAUAGAAGCCCGCAACUGCAACGCCACCCUCUGCGACGACCAGGUCUUCCAGAAGAACUACCAGAACUGCCUGCAGUGCGCCGGCGCGGACAACGAGGACAUCUGGCGGUACUACGGCGACAGGCUCGGGGCCGCCGCCGCCGCGUGCGACCUCGGCGCGGAGCCCCUGCCCGGCGAGCAGGACGACGUCGGCCCGGCCGUGGUGGCUAGCAACAGCACCUCUGCCUGCGAGGCUGCCGCCGCCGCCGCCGCCGCCGCCGCCGGGUCUUCAUCCUCCCCGCCGUCUGCAUCUGCAUCUGCCACCGGGGCUUCGGCUUCUGCUACUUCUUCGCCGUCUGAUACGGCUUCCGCCUCGGCUUCUGAUGCUGCUGCGGCGUCCGCAUCUGGGACGGCCUCUUCCGCUGCUAAUCACGGGCUCCCUCCCGCUGCCGGGUUUGCGGCCUAUGGUGCCAUUGCUGUCGGUGCUCUGUACGCGAUGGGACACUGAUCGAAGGGCAUGUUACGGUCUUGCACUUCUCACUUUGCGUGUAGGUAGUUUUCCGUGGUUAUUUCUUUUCUCGUGCACAUAUUUGUAAUGCAAGCAAAUUUGUUUUGGUGAAACAAUGCUCCCGGCCUUUCGCAUAUCAAUACGCUCGAGAAAUUCAUUUCAUUAGGAUCCGGGGUUUUUGUGCAGGGUUGGACACGGGACGACAGCUGGCAAGUAACAUGAUAAGCGGAACCUGGAUGAAGUGACACGAUAAAAGUAUUUUUGAGAGAUCAUAUGUGCUUUCCCUGAUAUUACUAGGUGUCUUCGAGGGGGGUUAAACUCAAAUAUCACGAACUUGAAGUAGCAGAGCAGCAGGGUCAAGUAAUACCAUAAUACACGGACUUACACUGACAA